Euleptes europaea (tarantolino) is the source of this 681-nucleotide messenger RNA. RefSeq names its product peroxiredoxin like 2A (gene PRXL2A). The record is from RefSeq and is a predicted model, not a curated record. NCBI's taxonomy places the organism in Eukaryota, Metazoa, Chordata, Lepidosauria, Squamata, Sphaerodactylidae. The transcript has 5 exons.
AUGUCUUCACAGUUCGAGCUGGGGUACCUCACUGUGGCGAUGUGGUCUGUCGGCCUCGGCGCCAUUGGCGCUGCCGUGACGGGUAUCAUCCUGGCCAAUACAGAUUUGUUCCUGUCUAAAGCAGAGAUGGCGUCACUGGAGUUACUGGAGGACAUAGAUCUGAAGAGUCUGGAAGGAGAACAAAAAACGUUCAAAGCUGGGGAGCUGUGGAGGAAGAAGGGGGCCAUAAUCAUGGCCGUGCGGAGACCCGGAUGAUUUCUGUGCAGAGAGGAGGCCGCUGAGCUGUCCUCUCUGAAGCCUCAGCUCGACCAGCUGGGGGUCCCACUUUAUGCUGUUGUGAAAGAGAACAUCGGCACUGAGGUGGAGGAUUUUAAACCAUAUUUCAAGGGAGAAAUCUUUCUGGAUGAAAAGAAACGAUUCUACGGGCCUCGGAAAAGGAAGAUGCUCUUCCUGGGCCUCAUUCGUUGCAGCGUCUGGAAGAAUUUCUUCCGUGCUUGGCGCAGCGGCUUCAGCGGUAACAUCGAAGGAGAAGGCAUUAUCUUGGGUGGCGUUUUCGUUAUCGGACCCGGGAAGCAGGGUGUUCUCUUGGAGCAUCGCGAGAAGGAAUUCGGAGACAAAGUAAGCCCUGCCGCUGUCCUCGAUGCCGUUAAGAAGAUUAAACCCCAAUCUUCUGAUUAUUAA